Molecule: messenger RNA, 1797 nt
Organism: Heterobilharzia americana
Lineage: Eukaryota; Metazoa; Platyhelminthes; Trematoda; Strigeidida; Schistosomatidae
Source: the annotation of a GenBank genome assembly
AUUGGAUAUUGGAAACACCCGCCAAGUUUGAUUAAAACCAAACCAUCGGUUUUCUAUUCUAACGUCGAAAAGUGACUGUAUAUACUGCGUGGUAGUGAACUAAAUAUUUGAAACUGUCGCACAAGACAUAGAAGCGAGUGCAGAGGGAGUAACUUUUGUAGCCUGAGCGUUGAGGAUUAGCUAAGGCUUUUGGUUUACAAAAAUGGCAAUUGAGAUAGAAUCAGCUGACGUUGUUCGACUGAUUGAGCAAUAUCUGAAAGAAAGUAAUCUGACGAAGUCUCUCCAAACCUUGCAGGAAGAGACUGGAAUCUCCCUUAAUACAGUUGAUUCCGUUGAAGGAUUUAUGACUGAGAUUACUAGUGGUCAUUGGGAUACUGUAUUACAAGUUGUGCAAAAUUUGAAGCUGCCUGAUCACAAGCUGAUGGAUCUCUACGAACAGAUUGUUAUAGAGCUAGUUGAAUUGCGUGAAUUAGGAGCUGCUCGAACAUUGUUACGUCAAACUGAUCCAAUGAUAGCCUUGAAACAAGCAUAUCCUGAAAGACAUGCUCACUUGGAGAACCUUUUAGCACGAUCGUAUUUUGAUCCACGUGAAGCUUAUUUAGAAGGUCAAUCAAAAGAGAAACGUCGGCAAGCUAUAGCAGCUUCACUUUCUGGAGAAGUCAAUGUUGUUGCACCAUCACGUCUACGCGCACUUUUAAGUCAAGCAUUAAAAUGGCAACAACACCAAGGUCUACUUCCGCCUGGCACUGCUAUUGAUGUUUUCCGUGGUAAAGCAGCUUUGAAGGAAUUAGAAGAAGAAAAGCCACCUACUACACUGUCUGUAACUAUCCGAGUUGGUCAGAAAUGUCAUGUGGAGUGUGCGAAAUUUAGCCCAGACGGUCAAUUUUUGGUAUCUGGAUCUUUGGAUGGUUUUAUUGAAGUAUGGAAUUUUACUACUGGUAAAUUAAGAAAAGAUUUAAAAUAUCAAGCUCAGGAUACAUUUAUGAUGAUGGAGGAUACUGUAUUGUGUCUUGCAUUUAGUCGAGAUUCAGAAAUGUUAGCCGCUGGUUCAACUGAUGGUCUAGUGAAAAUUUGGCGUAUCCAAUAUGGUCAAUGUAUGCGUAGAAUAGAAAAAGCUCAUCAGAAAGGUGUUACAGCUAUACAAUUUUCUCGAGAUAGUACAAAUAUAUUAACAGCCAGUUUUGAUCAUUCCAUUCGGACAUAUGCAAUCAAGUCAGGUAAAAUGUUACGUGAAUUUGUUGGUCAUACAGGAGUUGUAAAUUGUCUUGUCUUCUUACCGGAUGGUGAUCACUUUCUCAGUGGUAGUUCUGAUGGAUCCAUACGAAUUUGGUCAUAUCGUAGUGGUGAAUGUAUAAAUAGUUUCAAGACUGUUUCUAGCCUACUUGGCCGUGAAGUGGCUAUCCAUUCCAUCUUUUUAUUUCCACAAGAUUCAGAUCAUUUUCUAGUCGGAAGUCGUUCAAAUACGAUCGCUGUAAUGAAUCUUCAAGGUCAAAUUGUACAAAGUUUUUCUAAUGGUAAACGUGAAGGUGGAGAAUUUGUCGAUGUAACACUAAGUGGACGAGGUGAAUGGAUUUAUUGUAUAGGUGAAGAUCAAUCACUUUAUUGUUUCAGUGUUGUAUCUGGCGGUAAAUUAGAGCAUACAUUACAUGUGCAUGAUAAAAGCGUUAUCGGUUGUACGCAUCAUCCACAUCAAAAUCUAUUAGCCACAUAUGCUGAGGAUGGUCUAUUAAAACUUUGGAAACCUUAACUUAUUAUUUGAGUUCUGGUAUACACAAAAUGCUCAUUUCUUUCUUCUCU